This is a messenger RNA of Letharia lupina, 2247 nucleotides long. RefSeq lists its product as uncharacterized. The transcript has 6 exons. Gene Ontology annotation, molecular function: protein binding. Lineage: Eukaryota; Fungi; Ascomycota; Lecanoromycetes; Lecanorales; Parmeliaceae. The record is from RefSeq and is a predicted model, not a curated record. Bases 1 to 2247 code for a protein of 748 amino acids.
AUGGCAGAACCCUUAUCUACCGUCGCGAGUGGUAUAGCUGUACUGAGCAUCGCUGUCCAGCUGGCCGAAAGCGUCAAAUCGCUCUGCGAUUUCUGGACCUCCAUCAAAGAAGCCCCGGAAGAUAUCCAGGCGAUUUCCACCGACUUGGACCUCCUGUCGAGCGUUCUCACCCGCAUCGCCUACGAGACGCAACACGUUGAGCCCGACGCAACCUUGGUGGCCACCCUGAAUGGUUGCUGGAUCAAGGUCAAAAUACUCACUACACUCCUCAAUGAGAUAGAACCGGGCUUUGCUUCAACGAGGUCAAGGGUCCGCAAAUGGACUGCUUUUAGGGCCGUCUUGAAACAUGGACAGUUGAUGAAAUUUCAGGCAGCCUUGGAGAGGCUGAAAGGCACAUUGUUGCUGGUGCAACAAUAUCAGUACAGUCGCUUGAGUCGAAACCGUCAUAUCUCCCUAGAACGGAGCUUGAUGAACAUUACUCAAAGUGUUUCCAGCUUGAGUAUACAGCAGCAAUCAGAAACAGCGGGAAGACUUCCAAGCGCGGUCUCGGACGUUCAUGCCAAUUCUGCUGGAUUUCGUGCUGAAGAAUGGGAUGCCGCAAAGUCUUUUGCGGCAGAUUCACAACCUACUCAAAACGACCCUUCUAUUUCGGGUGAAUUUUGGCGAAGACAGGCAUGGGUCAAAAGCACUUGGAGAAUGGAAAAGUCCACCAUGGAAUACUUCCUAGGCACCGUCCGAGCAGAUUCAAAUAUACAACUACAGAUACCAAGAGAAAGGCAUGGUCUGACGCCUUACGAACGAGAUCAAUGCGAGCAUGAGACCUCAUAUACCAUCUAUCCGGCUACAUGGUUGGUUCGUAUGGGAGUUCAUUAUGGCCUCCGUCUCAAGUUUCUCUCCUCCUCUACUCAGGGGUGGCAAACCACGCUGAAGGCCUUUUGCCCGGUACCUGACGACGCUGUGAUCUUUGAAUUCUGCAGACAGGGGAAUUUACCUGCGGUCAGGAGAUACACACCUCUUCAUUUUGCUGCACAGAACUACCACCCAGAGCUUUGCAAAGUCCUUAAGAGUGCUGGAGCAGACGUAAGUACACUCACGCACAAUGCAGAGACCCCAAUGGAAGUCGCAGCAGACGGUUUAUGGGAUACCACCUACGCCACGCUAUCAGAAGUUUUUGACACUCUUCGCCUUCUAACGGAUUCGAUGGAUUUCUCAGACGAAAAUGGCGAUGGCUGGGGAGUCUUGCGGACGCUUUUUGACACUGCCCGCGACAUACUUUGUCGCGGAACAAUUCGCAGCUCUCUUAAGCUGGACCCUAUUUCCAGGUUCUCGGCCGUACAAGAAGCGUCUGACCUGCUUCUGAACCUGGGUGAUGCAGAAACUAUCAAUGCAGGCAUUCAGUUUAGAGAUGGAUAUACCAUACUUCACGACUUUGUAGCAUAUGCUUAUCCAGUGAGCACAGUGCUUGCAAAAGGCCCAGAUCUCCAUCGGCGUGUCCUCGACUACGAUUACACGCCGCAGGAAGAGUCACCGACAUCACUUGCAAUGUACUCGUCGUGGGCAUUUACGGAAUGGCUGCGUGGAUUAGUCACUAUUAAGGUGAAGUUUGAGGAAUUCAUAGAUGAAGAACUAAAGAGGAACCCUUUGGUGCACACUGGCUGGGAGAAGGAGACUCUACAUGACUUGUUCGCAUAUCAUCAUCGACCUGACCUCGAUGUUGAAGGCUAUACUUGCAGCGAUUGCACCAAGCCUAUUUCCUAUAACGCAGUACAGCCUCAUUGGCGACAUAUGCUUGAAAGGAUCAAGCAAAGAAUAGACCCUGAUGGUCCGGGCCAGACUGAUUCACAAGUGGGUGAAAAGGAGAACACAGACGUCAGGAAAAUCGCAGAAACCGCAAGUAGCUCGGAUGAUCCGACUCAUGAGCCUGAUAUGACUGGGAACGUCUUGCUUGUUGAUUCCAAUGAGCUUUUCUCGGAAUCGGACUCGAAAUCGGAAUCGGAACUGGAAGAAGAUGUCCACGGGUACCCAGCGAUGGUACCAAUUCGAUCGGACUGCGUGUAUGCCCCCAACGAAGUGAUAUGCGUUGACUGUUGGCUUCACUAUAGGAAGACUGGGACUCGCAGGCCGCCACUCCCCUGGAAACGGCGUUUCGCGAUAGGCUCUGACGAUGAUGCCUCGUUGGACGAGUACUCGUCUUCUGGAGAUGAGUCGUCAGAGGAUGAAUUCUCUCCUUACCACAUCCACUCAUAG